Molecule: messenger RNA, 2248 nt
Organism: Lepus europaeus (European hare)
Lineage: Eukaryota; Metazoa; Chordata; Mammalia; Lagomorpha; Leporidae
Gene: RNF114
Product: ring finger protein 114
Exons: 6
Coding region: 21-707 (228 amino acids)
Biological process (GO): protein polyubiquitination; ubiquitin-dependent protein catabolic process
Molecular function (GO): ubiquitin protein ligase activity
Source: RefSeq, a predicted model, not a curated record
CGGAGCUGAGCGGCGGCAAGAUGGCGGCGCAGCAGCAGGGUCGUGAGGGCGGCGCUCCGCUGGCCGGGGCCGCGGCGGAGGCCGACCCCUUGGGCCGCUUCACCUGCCCCGUGUGCCUGGAGGUGUACGAGAAGCCGGUGCAGGUGCCCUGCGGACACGUCUUUUGCUCUGCAUGCCUGCAGGAAUGUCUGAAGCCGAAGAAGCCUGUCUGUGGGGUGUGCCGCAGCGCUCUGGCGCCUGGCGUCCGGGCCGUGGAGCUCGAGCGGCAGAUCGAGAGCACAGAGACGUCUUGCCAUGGCUGCCGUAAGAAUUUCUUCCUAUCCAAGAUCCGUGCCCACGUGGCUACCUGUUCCAAAUACCAGAAUUACAUCAUGGAAGGCGUGAAGGCCACCACUAAGGAUGCAUCGCUUCAGCCAAGGAAUGUCCCAAACCGUUACACCUUUCCUUGUCCUUACUGUCCUGAGAAAAACUUCGAUCAGGAAGGACUUGUGGAACACUGCAGAUUGUCCCACAGCAUGGAUACCAAGUCUGUGGUCUGUCCGAUUUGUGCCUCGAUGCCCUGGGGAGACCCCAACUACCGCAGCGCCAACUUCAUAGAGCACAUCCAGCGCCGGCACCAGUUUUCGUACGACACCUUCGUGGAUUACGAUGUUGACGAAGAGGCCAUGAUGAAUCAGGUGUUGCAGCGCUCCAUCAUCGACCAGUGAGCAGAGGCCGCGUCUCCGCCGUCUCCUGAUCCAGAGCUUCCAUUUGUGUCCAGUGUGAAACCUUCGGCUCCUCCACUCUGGCUAGCACAGACCCGGCGUGGGCCGCGGCAGGCACACACACGUUUCUGAUGGGGUGGGGGGUUCCGAAGCUGCCUUCUGUGGCCUGUGUGUCACGUGGUCUGCUCCGUGUGGGUCCUGCGGCAGAGACUCCAGCGUUUCCCCUGCUCCUCUCCACUUCUCCCAGGGCUCACCUCUCAGGGCCCCCCAGCCAGCCGGGACCUUGUCUGGGUCCCAAAUAGCACAAUGAGACACGCGCCACCGCCUCCUCCAAGCCUGCGAGCGCUGCCGGCCUUGCGUCUGGUGGGGCCGAGCUCCUGCGCCCCCGGCGGCUGCCCCCAGAAACAUCUCCAGUCCUCUUGGUGACUGUUCUGGUCACGCAUACUGGACACUGGCGGUUUGAAAGUGACAUUUUCCCAUUCUCCUAGCGUUAGCUGGCUCACUCUUCAGUGCCUGCUUGGUGCCUUGUUAGAUCGCGGUGUGACCGUGGGUUCUCCGUGGAGGGGUUUCUGGGUCAGGAAGGGUGGCAUCCGCCCGCCUGCGUGGGGAAGAGGCCAGUUAAGAGAAGUGGGAGAGCUGCAGCGUCGGCGUCUGAUCUUCAGAGUGACGACGUUCUCGCAGAUGACUGGGGCGCGUUUACCCCUCCUGGGAACCUGCUCACGUUCUUGUCUUUGAAACACACGGAGUCGUCCUCCAGCGAGGCGGGAGGGAAGGAGUGUGGGGCUGUGUGGGUUUAAGUUCUUUCUGCUUGGUAACAGACUAGACUGAGCUUUGUGUUCCUGUCCCAGGAUGGCCUCUUAGGACGCUGGUCUCAGCCUGUAAAUCUACCCUUUGAGCGCUGAGAACAGCCGUGGGAGGUGCACUGUGCGCCCCAGGCUCUCCCACAGCACUGUUGUGAGGCACACAGCCGUCUCCCGUGGGCACCGGCUGGAAGCCUGCUGUAGUGACAGCUCGGGAAGCUUGGGCGUUCAGCGCGGUUCCAGGCCGAGAGCCAUCGCCUCGUGUGUAGGAGCAGACCUGGCAGUGAACAGGGGAAUCUGGGCUGGGGUCCGUUCUUUUGGGUCACACGUCCAGUUCAGCAGGGAACUGUUCUGCUCCGUGGCCGAGGUCGCCUGUGCACUGCCGGCCCCUGGAGAGCUGCACACAGCCAGGAACCAGCGGAGACGGCUCCGGGGGGCGCAGAGUAAUUGUGCUGAGUGUGGUACAGUUGGAAGGAGCCGGAUGUUGGGGUCAGUUUCUUUGCUGUAAUUUUGGGGGAAAGUUCACUGGGCCUCCUGAACCGAGAUUGUCUGGUUGGGAGAGAAGUCCACAGGGCCUUCGUCUGUGGGCCCGUCUCACUUGUCUCACGGGGAAACCAAGAAACUUCUCUCCCUCUGUUAAGUGCACUUCAUGUAUUUGUAACACGAUGACUUCCCAGAAAGUGACACUUGUUAUGUUCUGGCUUUUACAAGGUGGAAUUUAAAUAAAUUUCAUAAUUUAUCCAA